Molecule: messenger RNA, 2194 nt
Organism: Sarcophilus harrisii (Tasmanian devil)
Lineage: Eukaryota; Metazoa; Chordata; Mammalia; Dasyuromorphia; Dasyuridae
Product: serine protease 27-like
Exons: 5
Coding region: 675-1811 (378 amino acids)
Biological process (GO): proteolysis
Molecular function (GO): serine-type endopeptidase activity
Source: RefSeq, a predicted model, not a curated record
ACCACAAUCACUUCAGGCCCCCAUCCUUAUUUCCUUUCUGUUACUUCUCUCUCCGCUCUUUGUCUCCCCUCUCCCUGCCUUGACUCUCAUUGCGUCUCAUUUCUUUCACCUCCUUCCUGAUGGCUUAUACCCAUUCCCUUAUCAUCUCGCCUCUUGCUGUUACCUUACCUCCUAGCUGUUUUUCUCCUGGAAGCUGAUCUCUCUUUCUAUCUUGUUCUCUUCUUCCUAUCAUUUCAGGUUAUUUCAUCUUCCCUUAUUAUUUCACGCUUCACUAUUAUGUCAUAGACUCAUUUUUUUAUCUCACUUCUUCCCAUUACCUCAUCUCUCCUUCAAUCUGGUCCCCCCUCUCCCGGUUCCCAGUUAUCCCAUUCCCUUCUCCCGGUCACGCUCCGUUCCUCUCUCCUCCACUAGCUGGGGGAUGGAUAAGUCACACACACAUCACGUCCCCUCUCUUAUUGUCUCAAUGUUUCUGUUUAAAAAACUUCCUCCUUUGGCGGUCCGUGGUGAGUUCCAUCCCCAGCACUGGCUCUUCCCCCAUAGCCCUAGUCCUCGGAGGAGGGGCUGUCAACGGGCCCCUCCCGGAGCUCUUCAGGCUGGGGGGCCCAAAGUCCGCAGGCGGCCUGCGCUAAGAAGACUCGGUGGGAGGAGAGCCGCGGCGGCAGCCUCCCUCUGGGAUGCUCCUCAGAGGAAGCCACCAACCCGGGAGAGCUGCGCGGGGCAGCGGAUUGGGGCCCAGACCCAUCGGUGGGGGUCGCUUGGCAAGGGCCAAGCCGGAGACGCGCGGUUGGCAGAUGGAGACAGUGCCUCCAAUACAGUUUUCUCCUUUUUCUCCCUUAUCUCCCUCCUCCCUCCUAGCGCUCUCCCGGGGAGACUACUUUCAGCAAGUCUGCGGGAAACGCAGGGUGAAGGAGAGAGCCCCGAGCAACGAGACCACCUGGGAGGGGAAGUGGCCUUGGCAAGUGAGCGUCCAGUAUGGGAAGCACUACCUCUGCCAGGGGACCCUCAUCGACCUGCAGUGGGUGCUCACGGCCUCGCACUGCUUCCACAUAGUCAAUGAACCGGCUGCCUACUACGUUAUAAUAGGCAACUAUAAGUUGCAUGAGAUAAGCCCCAGGUCUGUCAGGAUUGGAGUGAAGAUGAUUUUUAGGCACCCAUAUCUUAAAAAUACUCAGCCCUUUGCACACGACGUUGCCUUGCUCUUCCUGAAGGUGCCGGUGAAGUUGUCUCCAUAUAUCAUGCCCAUCUGCUUGCCGGAAUCAGACCUGAAAUUUGAAAAGAAGGUUUGCUUGAUGACAGGCUGGGAAAGAACUGUCGGCACAGUCUCCUUGGCGAAGACCUUCUCUCUCCAGGAGGUCCAGCUUCCUUUUAUUAAGAAUUCUGAGUGCAACGCCCUCUAUGCAUCUAUGGAGAAUUCCACGAGUAACACAACGUUGUAUGAGAUAAAGGAUGAAAUGCUGUGUGCCGGCGACCUCAAUAACCCUAAAGUGAUCUGCCUGGGAGACAUUGGGAGCCCCCUUGUCUGUGAGUUCUCAAACAUCUGGAUGCAGAUGGGCCUGGUGAGCUGGAGCACCCCAUGUUCCCCCACUUACCUGACCGUAUUCACCAGGCUAGCCCCUUAUCUGGACUGGAUUGAAAAGAUCAAGAGAAUCGCCUUUCUAGAAACUUGGGCAGUUAGAAAGAAAACGGAGAAAGUUGGGAACCUGGCCUGGACUCUAUCAGGCCCCCCUUCCUGCUUCCCCAUCUUCCUUGUCCCUUUGCAGAUCAUGUUCCUGCACCACUCGUUCUGCCUGGACCUCCUCAUGGCCCCGUGACGUCCUCCACCCCAAGUCUUCUUGGGCUCUUCUUCUCCAUCUUCCCUUGCUUUCACACAGGCUUCCCUCCCCCCUCACAUUACCCCAUCAUCUCCAUCACACUACCUUAGGCCUGUGCCCCACAAAAUGUCUCAGACAAAUUUUCCAGGCGUGCAAGCGGGACUGGUAUGGAAGUGGGUAGUGGGGGGGGAGGUGCUGGAGUGCCUGGGCUGUGGGGGUGGGACGGGGAAGGGAGUGGGAGCAGUGCUGGGGCAGAUCUUUUUGUGGAGGGGCUGAGAGCCCCAGGGGCUGGGGACAGGCAGUCAUUGAGACAGGUGAAAAGAAAAGCACCAGGAUGGAUGCUUUCAUUAAACUGCUAAAAUCAAAAGAACUUUGGAGUUUUU